Messenger RNA from Xiphophorus hellerii (green swordtail), 4139 nucleotides. RefSeq names its product progestin and adipoQ receptor family member 9 (gene paqr9). The record is from RefSeq and is a predicted model, not a curated record. The transcript has a single exon. Gene Ontology annotation, molecular function: signaling receptor activity. NCBI's taxonomy places the organism in Eukaryota, Metazoa, Chordata, Actinopteri, Cyprinodontiformes, Poeciliidae. Bases 1054 to 2196 code for a protein of 380 amino acids. Gene Ontology annotation, cellular component: membrane.
CAGGAGGGCUUGCAAGUUAUUCGUUUGCACCAUUUUACCGUUCUGUACAGUAUCCAGGGGCAACAUGACGUCUAGAACGUAUUUCGUCACAGCGUAAUUGUUUUAUUUUGAAAAUCUCCCAGGAAGCGCAUUGCUCCUUUAAAACUUGAUGCUAGUAUCUGUCAAAUCUUCAGUAAAAUGCCGGCUGCCGUCAUCCUCACGAGGCACUGCGCUGGAGUCAGCGUGCCAGCUGCCCGCCGGGCUUUACCCACCGUGUUCCUCCGUGUAAACGGCUCUUUCAGGAGGUUCCCUGCGGCGUAGAGGACUGCUCACCGGAACACUGCAUCUUCUUCUGCAACCAUGCGUUUAUUUCCCCAUGCAACACCCUGCCCUGCAAAGACAAGUGGGUUGAAUGAAGUAAAAGUCGGAUGUAGAUUCCAAGGACCAAUGAGAAGGAGAAGCAGUAUCUAGAGCUAAUGGCCAGUUUAACCUAAAUAUUGCAGAGCUCUAUGGAUGGAUCUCUGGGACAUAACUGCAUCAGACGGCUGCUGGCAUGCUGUUCAACUUUGAAGGACAGUAAGGAACCUUUGUCUUCACCAGCUGCUGCAAAACUGCAUAGCACCUGAUAAAAAAAAAAUAAAUAAAAAAACCUCGUAAGUAGAAGUUCUAUGCAACAGGAUAAGAGCAACAAGCUUUACAUAAGCUGGAUCUUUUCUGACCUUUGAUGUUCUGAGGGGUCAACUGCAAGGCCAAAAGAGAGAUAAUGAACCAAUCUAUAGGACUGUGUAUGCUGGACGUUACACCCCACCUUGCCAUUCUGUCUCUGUCUAAUACUUUCACUGCUGUUUGAAUUUUCCUUGAACUCUUGAGGCCUGGACUGGAUGCUGGAAUCAGUGAUCCUAAAGGAGAAAUUCUGAGAAUCUUGGCAUGCUUUGGAUGCCAUACCAGUUUAUAACCAACAGAUUAUAUCUGGUACUACUGUGAUCAGCAGUACCAAGAACAGCCAAGCAGUAUAGCAUAAAGGUUUUUGACCUUUAUUACUUUUUUCUGGGAAAAAAUAACUCUUAGCUCAUCAUGUUUCUGAACUGUGGUCAACCAUUGCCUCUGCUUAGUGACAAGGAUGUACCCCCUCGUGUUACAGAAAACUUCAUCCUGUCAGGCUACCGGUUCCCAAACUACAGCCUGAGGGACUGCUUGUGUUCGGCAUUCCGGCCUACCAAUGAAACAGGAAACUUCUGGACACACUUCCUACCCAUCUUCAUUUUUGCUUACUACUUUCUACAGAUGUUUAGUUGGGAUGGUGCACCUGAUGCCGACGCCCCGUUCUUUUACCCAAUGUGGAACUACUUUAUUGGGGUGUUUUUUCUGCUCCUGGCCAGCAGCAUGGCCCACCUGCUGAACUCAAUGUCUCUGGUCGUAAGGGAAGUUUGCUUCUUCGUUGAUUAUGGCACAAUCAGUGCCUACACAGUUGGCUCAUCAUUGGCAUACUACUACUACAUCCAUCCUCGGGCAGGGAUAGUGGAGAAAGAAGACAGGAACGGCUCCUAUUUGGACCUAAACCACAAGCAUAAAGGGUUUUUAUCACCUAAUGCCAUGCCGGAAUUCAACCUGUUCUUUGAGACCUACUACAUGCCAUGUGCAUGUGUUAUAGCAAUCAUAUGUGUUUUAUCCUGCUGUAACACUCGUCAGAGGUGGAGGGAGCAUCGCUACAUCAUACGGACUCUGGUUUUCCUACUGCCAUUCCUAAUCUCCUCCACACCGGUCUUCUACCGUGUCCUCACCAGAUCGCCUUACUCCACCACCACGCCUUCCUUUGCUGCCUCCACCACCAUGCCCAACUUCUUCUAUCGCCACUCUCUGUGGCUGCUGGUGUCGGCCCUGUUCAACAUCAGCAAGUUCCCAGAGAGGCUGGCCCCAGGUCGAUUCGACAUCUGGGGCCACAGCCACCAGUGGUUCCACUGCUGCACAUUUUUGUCCAUCCUCGACGAACUUCACAUGAUCCAGGCUGAGGUGAGAGCCAUCCUGCUCAAUCCUGAUUUCCUCUUACCCCCUACUGCGCUUUCCCGCCUACCUGGACCAACCAUUGCUUCUACCUACGGAGUGAUGCUCCUACUCCAGACUACCAUUGUCUCAAUCAUUGCGUGUUUCUCCUGGCAUGCAAACUGUAUCUACAGCCCUCAAAGGGACCAGCUAAAGAAACAAAUGAAAGUCGACUAACCCAACUAACUUUCUUUAUUACUGUGAAAGAUGAUUUGCACAUGCCUAAAAGGUAAGGGUGCACCAAUAAAUCGGGUCAGAUUUUCUUAAUUUUGGUGAGAUCGGUGAUCUGCUAACAUGAAAAAUCUGUCUUAACUACCUAUCUUAUCUAACUCCACAAAGAUCUGAAAAUCAACCAUUGUCCUCUUUUGUUCUGCAGUGAGAGGCGUGACUGACAGACCCCUCUACAAGUCACUUCUACUUGUGCAAAAUUAACAAUAAUCACCCUACCUUUGCCAACUUAGUGGCUUUGUCACUAUAUUUUGUGAAUUUUCAGACAAUCGGCCUAAAUCAGAAUUGACAGGUCAGGUAUUUUAAAGAUUGGUGAUUGGCUAUAAAACUACAAUUGGUGCACCCCUGCCAUGCCAUAAGAACUGCACAAGAAAACAUUAUUGUCCAUGUGAUUUAAAGUCUCAUGCAUUCUGAGCCCAUCUGGGCCCAUUAUGAUGCUUUCAUAGGGAGAAGUAGGAGAUUGGAGGAGAUGACAGGAUUAUGUCUGGGCUCGCUACAUGGAAGCUGUCUUGUUGAGUGGAUAUUUAAAGUCCUUGCCAGCUUUUUCCCCCCCCCAGAACAGCUUUCUCAUUCAAUAUCUAAAAAGUGGGCUGGACACUUUAGAAUAGAGGUUGAUAUUUGAUUAUGAGUCUGCAGGAACUCUACAUGUAGUUCUAACUACAUGUUGGGAGAAAAACCCAUAAUCUAGAGAUUAUGGGUUUUUCUCCCAAUUGUUCUCAUCAUGUCCAACUUUUUGUUGCACUGUUUUUUGUUUUUUUUCAUUUCAUUCUCUGCUAUGUAUUUGAUGUUCCUCAGCUUUGAAAUUAACGAGACCCAUAUUGUCUUGCUUUGUUAUUUCCUUUUAUGGCCUUGGUUAGCUACUCCAGGAAGUCUUAUUUCCUCUUUCUUAGCCCUGCAGCAGGAAGUUGCACGGUUUUAAGGGCAUCAGCUCAACAGCUGAAACUUUGUAUGAGUCUUACUAUGAAGCACUUUCAGGGAGACAGUCAGACUUACCCUAUCUUUUAAGAAAGCCAUGCUCAUGUUUGAAUCUGAAAGGAUAAAAAUUGUUUGAUAAGCAUGUUAUGAUGUCCUGUAGAUAGCUUAUUUAGAUUAUUAUCUAGCUUAUUUAGAUGUGAAACUCAUUCAUGGUACAUUUGAUGCAGUUGCUGCUUGGAUUGUGUCCAGCCUUUAAUCAUAUUUAGACACCACUCAGUAUCUUUGUCCUGGCAUCUUCUUUUCUUUUACUUAUCUACCACUCUUUUAGGUUAUUAAGAAUGAAGCUAAGGUUGUUUUCUACUUGGAGGCUCUCUGAACUUUUUCUUGCCUUUGAAUGUAGAGCAAACUUUAGUUGCUGAAAAUGGCUGCACUUGUUGUCCUUCAUUUGCUAAAAUGUGAAGGGAUAGUUUGGUGUACAGGGAUUGUUUCUCCUGAGGCAGGUUUUCUGGAGAAUUUAUCAAUGGUUAGGUGCAGUAGAUGUUUUCUUUAUUGAGCUUUCAUUGAAAAGAUUGGGCCUGGACCAAAUUGGGGUCUGGACCAAAACAGAUGUCUACCACUGUAGAACAUCUGCAGAGGUUAAGAUUUUAUGGUGGUUCAACGUUAUUUUGCAGUCAUCUCUUUAUUAGACAGUUGGUUCCAAAGAAUUUUUUUUUUACAACACACAUUGUGGAGGUUCCAGUCUUUAACAAUGACAUUCCCAGAAAAAAAAGAAUGUGAGGAGGCUAUCUGGCUAGACAAACAGUAAUCUGGUGUGCAAAAACAAAUGUGAAAAUAUGUCAGUUCCUUAUGUUAAAUUGACAUUGAUCUAGUAAUACUGACUUAAAGCACAGGUGUCAAACUCCAGUCUUCAAGGGCCGAUGUCCUGCAGUUUUUUGAUGUCCCACAGGUACAAAACACUGGAAUGAAAUGGCUUAAUU